AUGGACUUUCUACUUCACUUGAACGCUUACCACGCACUCAAGAAUCAAUCUCAAACUUCCGAAACGGAAAGUGUUUUAACUAAACGACAACUUCAGCGAACUGAAAAACAAGCUAGAAAUGAUCAUCUAGAACUUGUCAAACAAAAACAGUCGCUUCAAAGUUAUCAAGAAGAAUUGCAAACUAGGUACAGAGUCUUGCAACAAAAAUUGCAAACACAACAACGUGAGCAUGAGCAAAUGAAAAUCGAUUUAAACAGCAAAAUUGAGAACCUCAUUAAGGAUGGCAAAACUAUGGAACAAAAUUUUGCAUUGCUCACCAAGCAAAAAGAUGGAGAUAUUGAAAAUUUAAGAUCUAGAAUGGAUAUUGAGGCCAAGCAACAUUCGAUCUUGAAGAAAGAUUUAGAGCAAACCAUCGAAGAACUAAAAAGGCAAAUAUCUGAGAAGGAGAAGAAAAUAGAGUCUCUCAGUUCUGAGAUUCUUUCCCUACAAGAAAAGCUUCAAGAAACAAUUACAACAAGCAAGCAUGAAAUUGAGACAUUGGAGCACCAAACUGCCACACUUCAUUCUGAGCUUGGAGAAUUGAAAUUAUCGUUCGUGACUGAAAAAGAAAAUUUGAUGAAACAAAUUUCAGAUACCGAAUCUCAAUUAAUUAUGGCACAGCAAGAACAUUCAUCUCUUCAAUCAACCUAUAACUCUACUCUCCAAGAUUUACACAAUAUCACGCAACAGUUAGAGGGAAAGAGUGAAGAAAUCAGCGCCAUUAACUCCCAACUGUCGACAUCACAGUCGGAAGUAUCUAGAUUGCAAAAUGAAGCUUUAACGACAAAGAACAAAUUAGAAGCAACAGAAAAAACAGUGGCUUCACUCACAAAACAGUUGCGAGAAAAUCAAGAUCAGCUCAACGAAAUUCAAAAAUCACUUUCCAAUAAGGAAUCCGAGUUACAACGUUCAGAAAACUCUCUGUCAGAACUCAGAGAGACACUCCUUCAAAAAGAGAGCCAAAUACAAAAGGAAGAAAGCGAAUUUCGUGCUCUGGAAAAUUCUCUCAGACAAGAGGCAUCAUCUCUUAACACACAAGUUUCUAACUUAAAGUCACAACUCGAAAGUCUCGAGAAAGCCAAGCAAAAUCUGCAAGAGGAAAAAGAACAGGAAAUUACUCUGCUUCAAUCUAAUAUUUCUCAAAAACAAAAGAACAUUGAAGAAUUGGAAAGAGAGAAAGAACAAAUCUUACACGAUAUGAAACAAACAACAGAGACAUUGAACAGUCGUAUUUCUGCACAGGAGCAUGAUCUCAAAUUGCAAAAGGAGCAGAGCAACUUUUUGAAAGAAAAUCUCGAACAUACAAUAUCUGAAUUACAAAAUACCAUAAUGAAACGAGAAGAAGAGAUUCAAAAGGCCAGCGAGGAUCAUCACGAAAAAGUGGAAGAACUUCAACUCUCUAUUAACACCUUAACUCAAACUUUGUCACAGAAAGAGACAGAAAUAUCACGUCAACGUGUUUCAUUUGAAUCUCAAACUGAUACACUGAAUAACCAAAUUGAAGAGUUAAAGAAGAAUCUUGCCAAGAAGGAACUCGAGCUCUCUCGAAAAGAGCAAGAAAAAACACAAGAAAUUGCAGAGCUCAAUAACACUCUUGAUCACAUGAGAAACAUUCUGAGCAAAAAGGAGGAAGGGCUUCAUGAAAAAGAAGAGGAAGCUACCUCAUAUAUCGAAGGGUUAAAUAAGAUUAUUAAUGACCUACGAAAUACCAUCACUAACAAGGACACAGAAUACAAGAGACUUGAAGAGGAACACAAAAAGGAAGUGGAUACACUCAAUGAUAUCAUCUCACAGCUCAGAUCAGAAAUAUUGACUCUCAAAGAGAAAGAUCUUCAACGAGAAGAGACCAUUAAUCAGUUGACAAUGGAAAUUUCCAAGCUCAACACUGAGAAAGAGAGCAUGGCUACCAAGGAAGAAAACAAAAACAAAAAGGAGGAGAACUCAUUGAAAGAAAAGCUCGACGAAGCCUCAAGAAAUGUCACCAGAUUGCAAUCCUUGUUAGAUAAGGAGCGUGAAGAUAAGGUGAAGCUAAGCAAUGAGAAGACUAAGCUUGAAAAUGAUGUCAAGAAGGCUAUGUCACUACUCACGAGUAGCAACAAUAAUCAUGCUCAUGAAACAACUCUUAAUUCUACAAUCAACAACAAGAUUCAAGCGUAUGAUGAAAAAAUCAAGGAACUAUCAAAUACUCUUACAAAGGUUCAAAAAUUGUACCAAGAAAAGGUCACGAGACUCGUCAAAGAGAAGCACACGAUGCAAACCGAGCUCAACAAACAAACAGUCACAACAACCAAUGGAACUGCAACAAAACCAAACGUUGUCACUCCUGAAGUACCUGCCGUACAUAUUUUCAAUCCAAUUGGAACUCCAAUUUCCAAAACCAAUGCAUCAAGCCACGACGCUCCAGAAACACCUCCAAAGCAAAUCUCCACUCCUGUCACUCCCAAUGUAAACACUCCAUCUACACCAAACUCUACCACAACAUCCACACCUCCUGUUGCUCUCUCUCCAGCCAUCCAAUUCCUUCUCAGAAUGAAGCAAGAAGGUUUCAAACUUGAGGAAAAGCCAUACUAUUCCGAACUCAUGGAAACAAUGAAAGGCAAGUCAGUAAUGGCCCUAUUCAGAAGAGCACAACAAGCUAUGCCUGGUGAUUUAGAUCCAAAAGAUUUGUAUUACUACACUGAGAAGGCCAUCGGUAAAUGGAUCUCAACAAUUUGUAAAGAAGAAUACGACACUACUUGGACAUUAUACGAUAAUUUGAAAGAUGGUGGACUAUUUUGUAAAAUAGUGAAUAAUUACAUCUUCCCAGAGUACUCUAGCCCAUCCAACAACAACACUCCAGUGUGCCUUUUCAAGUUACCAGUGAACAAGCAAAUUGAACAGGAAAACGUUGCACAAUAUAUGAAGUUUUGUACAGUGUUGAACGUCAAGCCAUUGUUCACUUAUGAACAACUUGCAAAGACCUCAACAAGUUCCGCUGAGAAACAAGUGAUUUUACAAAAUUUGUGCAUGUUAUUCGAAUUGAGUAUGGUGUGUCAACAAAACAAGAAGAGAAAAUUCGAAUUUAUUGAAAUUUUGAAAAAGAACCUUUCCUCACGAACGAGCUUGGACCGAGUUUCGAGUACGACCACAUCUUCGACCACUUCAUCAACUGCAUCUAAUGGCACUCAUGACCACCCAGAAUCUGCCGAACACAACAAGAAAACGAGUCGAUUCAGUCUAAGCCCUGGCGGUUUGACUGGAAUUAAAGACACAAUCAAAGAUUCAUUCUUCAAGAACCUUACUCACCUUAAGGCAGGAAAAGAGACCACCAAACCAUUGAUUGAGGGAGAAGAAAAACCUGCAGAUGAAUACUUUGACUAG
Molecule: messenger RNA, 3399 nt
Organism: Naegleria lovaniensis
Lineage: Eukaryota; Heterolobosea; Eutetramitea; Acrasida; Naegleriidae
Exons: 1
Coding region: 1-3399 (1132 amino acids)
Source: RefSeq, a predicted model, not a curated record